Molecule: messenger RNA, 336 nt
Organism: Papaver somniferum (opium poppy)
Lineage: Eukaryota; Viridiplantae; Streptophyta; Magnoliopsida; Ranunculales; Papaveraceae
Exons: 1
Coding region: 1-336 (111 amino acids)
Source: RefSeq, a predicted model, not a curated record
AUGUUUUUUGCACAAAGUGAACUGGAAUAUUUGGGACAUCUCAUCACAUCAGAUGGAGUGUCAGCAGAUCCAUCCAAGAUUGCUAGCAUGGUAUCAUGGCCCACUCCAACUUCAUUGAAGGAGUUAAGGGGAUUUCUAGGCUUAACUGGGUAUUACAGGAAGUUUGUAAGAGGAUAUGGAGCUAUUUGCAAGCCAUUAGCUGACUUGCUCAAGAAAAAUGCUUUCGUUUGGUCUAGCUCAGCUGACAAGGAAUUCGCAGAAUUGAAGCAAGAUAUGAGCAGCACCUCUGUCCUAGCUUUACACAAACUUCUCCAAGCCCUUUAUCUUGGAGACUGA